AUGUGUGAUAGUGGAGAUAUUGAGGAGAAGCCGCCUGCCCCUCCCCUGAGAAUGAACAGUGGUUCCCGUGAGUCUUCCUCCGUUCAUCACAGUUCCAAACCGCUCCCAAUGGCUCCAGAAGAGAAGAAUAAGAAAGCCCGCCUCAGAUCCAUCUUCCCCGGAGGAGACAAGACGAAUAAGAAGAAGGAGAAAGAGCGCCCUGAGAUCUCCCUGCCCUCUGACUUUGAGCACACCAUCCAUGUUGGCUUUGACGCAGUCACGGGGGAGUUUACUGUAAGUUCACACAGAACAGCUGUCUUGCUGUUACAGUGUGCAUUUGGUAUACCGGAGCAGUGGGCCCGGCUUCUGCAGACGUCUAACAUCACAAAGCUGGAACAGAAGAAGAAUCCUCAGGCUGUCAUAGACGUGCUCAAGUUCUACGACUCCAAAGAGACAGUCAACAACCAGAAAUAUAUGAGCUUCACAUCCGGGGACAAGUCUGCUCAUGGAUACAUUGCAGCCAACACUCUGGGUACGAAAACGGCGUCUGAACCGCCCAUAGCUCCACCUGUGUCUGAGGAGGAGGAUGAGGAGGAGGAGGAAGAUGAUGAAGAUGAUGACGAUGAUGAUGAUGAGCUGCCUCCUGUUAUUGCCCCAAGACCAGAGCACACCAAAUCUAUCUUCACCCGCUCUGUGAUCGAGCCUGCUGCCCCCCCUGCUGCCCCCCCUGCUCCUGUCAAAGAGGUCACCACCCCACAGGAGACCCAGGUUCAGCCGGAGAACACAUCCAGCGCGCUGUACCGCCACACAGACCGGCAAAAGAAGAAAUCUAAACUCACAGACGAGGAGAUACUAGAGAGACUCAGGAGCAUUGUCAGUGUUGGAGACCCUAAGAAAAAAUACACACGCUUUGAGAAAAUAGGACAAGGGGCGUCUGGUACGGUGUACACUGCCAUUGAUAUAGCCACGGGACAGGAGGUGGCAAUUAAGCAGAUGAAUCUGCAGCAGCAGCCGAAGAAAGAGCUGAUCAUUAACGAGAUUCUGGUAAUGAGGGAAAACAAAAACCCAAACAUCGUCAACUACCUAGACAGUUAUCUGGUGGGAGAUGAACUGUGGGUUGUUAUGGAGUAUCUGGCUGGAGGUUCUCUCACUGAUGUGGUCACAGAGACCUGCAUGGAUGAGGGACAGAUUGCAGCUGUCUGCAGAGAGUGUUUGCAGGCUCUGGACUUCCUGCACUCUAACCAGGUCAUCCACAGAGACAUCAAGAGUGACAACAUUCUACUGGGCAUGGAUGGUUCUGUCAAACUCACUGAUUUUGGGUUCUGUGCCCAGAUCACACCAGAACAGAACAAACGCAGCACUAUGGUGGGCACGCCCUACUGGAUGGCCCCAGAGGUGGUGACCCGGAAAGCCUACGGUCCUAAAGUGGACAUCUGGUCUCUGGGAAUUAUGGCCAUUGAGAUGGUGGAGGGAGAACCACCAUAUCUGAACGAAAACCCACUCAGGGCGCUGUAUCUGAUCGCCACCAACGGCACUCCAGAGCUGCAGAAUCCCGAGCGCUUGUCGUCCGUAUUCCGAGAUUUCCUCAACCGCUGCCUGGAGAUGGAUGUGGACCGCAGGGGAUCUGCCAAGGAGCUCUUACAGCACUCGUUUCUCAAGCUGGCCAAGCCCCUGUCCAGCCUCACUCCUCUGAUUGUAGCCGCCAAGGAAGCCAUCAAGAACAGCAGCCGCUAG
Chanos chanos (milkfish) is the source of this 1713-nucleotide messenger RNA. RefSeq names its product serine/threonine-protein kinase PAK 3. Bases 1 to 1713 code for a protein of 570 amino acids. Gene Ontology annotation, biological process: protein phosphorylation. The transcript is spliced from 14 exons. NCBI's taxonomy places the organism in Eukaryota, Metazoa, Chordata, Actinopteri, Gonorynchiformes, Chanidae. The record is from RefSeq and is a predicted model, not a curated record. Gene Ontology annotation, molecular function: ATP binding; protein serine/threonine kinase activity.